Pteropus alecto (black flying fox) is the source of this 1699-nucleotide messenger RNA. It is a transcript of the gene FNTA, whose product is annotated as farnesyltransferase, CAAX box, alpha. The record is from RefSeq and is a predicted model, not a curated record. Gene Ontology annotation, cellular component: protein farnesyltransferase complex; CAAX-protein geranylgeranyltransferase complex; cytoplasm. Gene Ontology annotation, biological process: protein geranylgeranylation; protein farnesylation. NCBI's taxonomy places the organism in Eukaryota, Metazoa, Chordata, Mammalia, Chiroptera, Pteropodidae. The coding region runs from base 49 to 1185 and encodes 378 amino acids. Gene Ontology annotation, molecular function: CAAX-protein geranylgeranyltransferase activity; protein farnesyltransferase activity. The transcript is spliced from 9 exons.
UGGAGGGGCGGGGCCUCUGCCGCCAACUCCGCUGUUGACCGAGGCGAGAUGGCGGCCACCGAGGGUGUCGGAGAGGCUACGCAGGGCAGCGAGCCUGGUCAGCCCGAGCCGCCACCGCCCCAGCCGCAUACCCCGCCGUCCCAGCAGCAGGAUGAAGUGAUGGCAGCCGAGGCGGGAGAAGCAGUGGCGUCCCCUAUGGAUGACGGGUUCCUGAGCCUGGACUCACCCACUUAUGUCCUGUACAGGGACAGAGCAGAAUGGGCUGAUAUAGAUCCAGUGCCACAGAACGAUGGCCCCAAUCCAGUGGUCCAGAUCAUUUAUAGUGAAAAAUUUAGAGAUGUUUAUGAUUAUUUCCGGGCCGUUCUGCAGCGUGAUGAAAGAAGUGAACGAGCUUUUAAACUAACAAGAGAUGCUAUUGAGUUAAAUGCUGCCAAUUAUACAGUGUGGCAUUUUCGAAGAGUUCUCUUAAAGUCACUUCAAAAGGAUCUGCAUGAGGAAAUGAACUACAUCACUGCAAUAAUUGAAGAACAGCCCAAAAACUAUCAAGUUUGGCAUCAUAGGCGAGUAUUAGUGGAAUGGCUAAAAGAUCCAUCUCAAGAGCUUGAGUUUAUUGCUGAUAUUCUUAAUCAGGAUGCAAAGAAUUAUCAUGCCUGGCAACAUCGACAGUGGGUUAUUCAGGAAUUUAAACUUUGGGAUAAUGAGCUGCAGUAUGUAGACCAACUUCUUAAAGAGGAUGUGAGAAAUAACUCUGUCUGGAACCAAAGAUACUUUGUAAUUUCUAACACCACUGGCUACAAUGAUCGUGCUAUAUUGGAGAGAGAAGUCCAGUACACUCUAGAAAUGAUCAAACUAGUACCACAUAAUGAAAGUGCAUGGAACUAUUUGAAAGGGAUUUUGCAGGAUCGUGGUCUUUCCAAAUAUCCCAAUCUGUUAAAUCAAUUACUUGAUUUACAACCAAGUCACAGUUCCCCCUACCUGAUUGCCUUUCUCGUGGAUAUCUAUGAAGAUAUGCUAGAAAACCAAUGUGACAACAAGGAGGACAUUCUCAAUAAAGCAUUAGAGUUAUGUGAAAUUCUAGCUAAAGAAAAGGACACUAUAAGAAAGGAAUAUUGGAGAUAUAUUGGAAGAUCCCUUCAAAGCAAACACAGCACAGAAAGUGACCCACCAACAAAUGUACAGCAAUAACACCAUCCAGAAGAACUUGAUGGAGUGCUUUUAUUUUUUUAAGAGACUCUAAUGCAGUAGUUUAAAACUAGAGCGGUCGUUCUCUUUGCCUGUGGUGUAAAACAUGCAUUGCACAGGUAUUGCUUUUUAACAAGAACUAAAUGUGAUGUUCCUUGGGUGCUGCUGCUGUUCAGAUUAGCUCUAAGUAAUUUGAUCUUUUAAAGCAAAGUAAUUUGGGGGGAGGGAAAAGAAACAAAGUCUUAAAAAGGAACUUUUGUAAUCUUAUCAACAUUUACUGUAAUUCUUUAGCAUCAACUCCUCCCUAAAGGGUAUAUGCGUCAGGAUUUGCAGCAUUAACGAUUGCAGGAACUUCUAUGUAAUGGAUAUGAGGUAACUUAAAUUUCAGUUUAGGAAACAGGGAAUGCAAUUGUUACAUUAGAGCUGCUAUGCCACUCUCAUAGUAUUGCUAUUACUGUAACCAACUAAUGCCAAAAGAAUGGUUUUGUAAUAAAAUUAGAGAUGUAUCCUAAAACAA